Molecule: messenger RNA, 1990 nt
Organism: Leucoraja erinaceus (little skate)
Lineage: Eukaryota; Metazoa; Chordata; Chondrichthyes; Rajiformes; Rajidae
Gene: spcs2
Product: signal peptidase complex subunit 2
Exons: 5
Coding region: 52-918 (288 amino acids)
Biological process (GO): protein targeting to ER
Cellular component (GO): membrane; signal peptidase complex
Source: RefSeq, a predicted model, not a curated record
UGGGCUUCUGCCCCUCCUGCUGCACGUUCCUCUCAGAGGAGUUAAGGGAAGAUGAGGCGUCAGCGCAACAAGAAGACCUGCCAUGAAUUUAAGAAUGAAUGGGCUGUCAAAUACCCGUGUAUCCAACCCGUCCCGGAGUGUGUGCAGAACUUUUACUGCAUGGUGUGCGAAGUCUACCUGAGUUGUGCCAGACGGGGUGAGAGAGAUAUCACCAAGCAUUUGAGCACCGUGUAUCACUGCAGGAAAUCUGAAACACAAAACCCAGUCUACAGGGAGAAGGAUAUUAUUGAAACCGUUCUGGAUGCAGCUGCCAAAUUGGGCGAAAAGAUUUAUUGCUAUCUCUACAAGGUAUGGAAGAUUGAUGACAAGCCAAUUAAGAUUGAUAAGUGGGAUGGUGCGGCUGUGAAAAAUGCCUUGGACGACGCUGCCAAAAAGGUUCUUCUGGAGAAGUACGGGUAUGAGGAGAAUUAUGGCCUGAUUGAUGGUCGACUCCUCAUCUGCACCAUCUCCUGCCUCUUUGCGAUAGUUGCCCUGAUCUGGGACUAUAUGCAUCCUUUUCCAGAGUCAAAGAACGUACUUGCCGGCUGUGUGCUAUCCUAUUUUGUUAUGAUGGGAAUUCUCACAUUUUAUACUUCGUACAAAGAGAGAAGCAUAUUUUUAAUUGCGAUACAGAAAGACCCUGCUGGAUUGGAUCCUGGAGAUACCUGGCAGCUGUCGUCAUCUCUGCGGAGGUUUGAUGACCAGUACACCCUGAGAAUGACGUUCAUCGAUGGGCGGACCAACCAGGAGCGGGAGAGGGAAUUUACCAAGUCCCUCGAGUACUUCUUCGAUGAUUCUGGGACCAUGGUGAUGGAUCUGUUUGAGCCAGAAGUGUCGAAACUGCAUGAUUCUUUAGGGAAGAAGAAAAAGAUGAAAUAAGAGCCUGUAUGUGCUUUGCAUUGUGUUGUACUGCUGGGAUCGUACUCAAGAAAAGAAAGAGAAAAAAAAACACACGUUUGUCGAUGUUGUUGUAACUGCAUCCCGUUCACCGCUCGCUGGCUGCUCCCGCAGGCUUGUUUGUAUUUACCAACAGCAGCGAAUAUUUAUACCACACCUUUGUAACGUAGUGAAAUAUCCCCGGGCAAGUUGCAGGAGGGCUCGACUCUUUGCCAAAGUUGCAAAUGAUCUGGUUCAACCUCUGGCACUGACCCAGGGCAUUGGCCGGCAAGCAGAAUUAUGAAGGGUUAUGGACCAAGCGCAGGCAAGUUGGGACUAGACAAUAGGUGCAGGAGAAGGCCAUUCGGCCCUUUGAGCCAGCACCGCCAUUCAAUGUGAUCAUGGCUGAUCAUCCCCAAUCAGUACCCCGUUCCUGCCUUCUCCCCAUAUCCCCUGACUCUGCUAUCUUUAUCUAGCUCUCUCUUGAAAGCAUCCAGAGAACUUGCCUCCACUGCCCUCGUUACAGAGAAUUCCAUAGACUCACCACACUCUGUGAGAAAAAGUGUUUCCUCGUCUCCAUUCUAAAUGGCUUACCCCUUAUUCUUAAACUGUGGCCCCUGGUUCUGGACUCCCCCAACAUCGGGAACAUGUUUCCUGUCUCUAGCUUGUCCAAGCUCUUAAUAAUCUUAUGUCUCAAUGAGAUUCCCUCUCAUCCUUCUAAACUCCAUAGUGUACAAGCCCAGCUGCUCCAUUCUCUCAGCAUAUGGCUCCAUUCUCUCAGCAUCUGGCUCCAUUCUCUCAGCAUCUGGCUCCAUUCUCUCAGCAUAUGACAUGGGUAGCUGGGACAUUGUUGGACGAGUUGGGCCGAAGGGCCUGUUUCCACACUUUAUCACUCUCUAACUCAAUGAAUGAACAUGUUUAUUGGCCAAGUGUUCACAUACAAGGAAUUUGCCUUGGUGCUCCGCCCGAAAGCCCCAACAUGACAUACAGUGACAGUUAGGAAUGACACAUAAAACAUUAACAGUAAAACAUUAUUGAUUAAACAAGUGAACUAAAUAAAAUACCAAUCCAAUGA